Drosophila yakuba is the source of this 1093-nucleotide messenger RNA. Its product is annotated as tax1-binding protein 3 homolog. Gene Ontology annotation, molecular function: protein binding. NCBI's taxonomy places the organism in Eukaryota, Metazoa, Arthropoda, Insecta, Diptera, Drosophilidae. The record is from RefSeq and is a predicted model, not a curated record. Gene Ontology annotation, biological process: neurotransmitter receptor transport, endosome to postsynaptic membrane; neurotransmitter receptor transport postsynaptic membrane to endosome. Gene Ontology annotation, cellular component: postsynaptic membrane; adherens junction; postsynaptic density. The coding region runs from base 122 to 493 and encodes 123 amino acids. The transcript is spliced from 3 exons.
UAAAUGAUUGCGAGGAAGAAGCAGAGUUUGUUGUGGGCGACAAUUUGAAGACGAAUUUAGCAGCGGAAAAUUAAAGUUUAGCUAAUCUAGCAAAUUAAAGUUAGUCAAAACAUCGGCAGACAUGGCGAAAAUGGCAUUCCAGCACCAGGCCGGCACGGCGAUGGAGUGUUUGAGCAUACCCAUCACGCUGCACAAGGAGAAGGACUACGACCAGGAGGGACGCGAGAUCCUCAAGUGCGGCUUCAAGAUCGGCGGGGGCAUCGACCAGGACUACAAGAAGAGCCCGCAAGGAUACACGGAUUAUGGCAUCUAUGUGACGGAGGUGCACGAGGGCAGUCCCGCCGCCCGCGCAGGCCUGCGGAUCCACGACAAGAUCCUGCAGUGCAACGGCUACGACUUCACCAUGGUCACCCACAAAAAGGCCGUGAGCUACAUCCGGAAAAACCCGAUACUCAACAUGCUGGUGGCCCGCAAGGGCGUGACCUCCACAUAAGUGGUGCUCGGAGCGGGGUCUCCACGGACUACAGCAGUAUUUAAGCGGCAUUUAAACUAUCCCCUCCAGCGCCCCUCGGGGCCAAGGAUCUCUUUGCCUCCUGCAACCUAUGCGAAUACUUAGAUAUACCAACCAUAUUAUACCAUACCAUUAUACAUAUAUUCAUUACGCAUGCAUAUCGCGCACACAUGUAGCCACCCGUAAACGUAGCACCACCUAGUAAUGCUUCUUGUUGAAUUCGAUUUCGCAUUUCUUUGCCUCUCCAAUCCACAAUCUAUCACUUGAUGAACGAAUCGCCAAGCUCCUGAGCAUAAAACAGAUUGCCAAAUACCGAUAUAAACAAACAAUCCCAGAACAACAACAACAACAACCGACUCGAGUAUAAACAAUUUUGUACUUUUAUACGUGCAGACCAUUCCAAAACCAAACUGAAGCAGCAGACGAACGCAGAGUUGUUGAAACGAACAUACAUUCAUAGUACAUACUUGUGAUAAAUGACUUUAACUGUGCAGAUACAUAAGUGCGAGGAAAGCGCAUCACUUAAGUUUAAAUUGAGUUUUUAAUGUUAUAUUGCAUUUGAAUAAAUGUUUGCUAAAUAAA